Messenger RNA from Chelmon rostratus (copperband butterflyfish), 3771 nucleotides. It is a transcript of the gene pcdh20, whose product is annotated as protocadherin-20. The transcript is spliced from 2 exons. Gene Ontology annotation, biological process: homophilic cell-cell adhesion. Bases 50 to 2719 code for a protein of 889 amino acids. NCBI's taxonomy places the organism in Eukaryota, Metazoa, Chordata, Actinopteri, Chaetodontiformes, Chaetodontidae. Gene Ontology annotation, molecular function: calcium ion binding. Gene Ontology annotation, cellular component: plasma membrane. The record is from RefSeq and is a predicted model, not a curated record.
CUGCCACUCUUCCUGCUGUAAGUGGAAAGUGCUGGACGAGGACAUAAACAUGUUCAACAGCAGACACACCAGCCUUAGCAAAAGAGGAGGAAUAUGGGGAUUGUUCAUCAUCCUACUUUACACCAGCCCUCUUUCCUGUUUUGCAAAUUUCAGCCAAGCAAAAGAGCUCAUCUAUAAGAUAAAGGAGGGAUUACCCAGGGGGACCUUCAUAGGGGCCAUUGGAGUAGACUUAAAUUUGGAUUUCACUGUUGAGCCCCCCUUUUUAUUCAGUCUCCCGCAAAAGAAGGUCAGCGAACAGUAUGUGAACCUCAAUAAUACCACUGGGGAGCUUUACACAUCUGCUACAGAGAUUGACAGGGAGACUCUCUGUCCUGAUAACUCGGAGGGACAGGGAUGUGUCGUCUCACUGGAUGUGUUUGUUCUGCCUCAGCAGUACUUUCAGCUCGUCAAAGUUAAGAUCUUUAUUGAGGAUGUGAAUGACAACAGGCCAAAGUUCCCAGUGGAUGAGAUCUGUAUGUCAGUCCCAGAGAACACACCCAUCAAUGCUCGUUAUGCGGUGGAGCAGUCUGCUGUUGACCCGGACCUGGGUCUUCACGGAGUGCAGACUUACUGGCUUGUUAAUGACUUCAGCAUGUUCACGCUGGAUGUUGAGGAGAACGAGGGGGGUGAGCUGACACCCUUCCUCAUUGUGACAGAGGCUUUGGACAGAGAGACCCAGGCUGAAUACAUUACAGAUAUCAUUGCAGAGGAUGGUGGGAUGCCUCCCCUACUUGGUGCAGCUACUUUAAAAAUUGUCAUCACAGAUGUGAACGAUAACUGCCCCCAAUUCACAGAGUCACAAAUUAAUGUCACUCUGCAUGGGAAUACUACCAAAGGGGCACAUUUGGCACGUCUGCAUGCUUUUGACCCUGACCUUGGUGCUAAUGCUCAGAUCAGCUAUGCUUACAGUGAACGUGUGCCAAGGGACACCAGGAGCUUGUUCCAUUUGGACAGAAUCACAGGGGUGAUCAAGCUAGCAGGGAAAAUAGACACUGGCACAGCCACGUUUUACAAACUCACUAUUCUAGCCAAUGGACCCGGUUGUAUCCCUGCUGUUGCUACUGUUACUGUCAACGUCAUCAAAGUUGUUACAGGACCCCCUGCUGUCAUACCCCGGUACAUUGCACCAGAAAAGGAUGGGGUGGUGACGGUAAAGGAGUCUGAGCCAGCGUUUUCUCCCAUCGCUUUUUUCACAGUCAAAAACAUUGAUACGAACCAAAGGGUGGACUGCCAUUUGGAAGGGGCCGGCCCCUUCAGGCUUGGCCCCUAUCAGCUGUUCAAGAACGAAUAUCUGCUAGAGACUACAGAGCCCUUGGACUAUGAGAAGACACAGGAGUAUGAGCUAAUUGUGGUUGCUAAGAAUACUCGAGAGAUUGUCAUCAAGACCUUCCUCAAGGUGCAGGUGUUGGAUGAGAAUGAUAACGCACCGGUGUUUCAGCAGUCUUUGGUAAAAGUAUCUGUGGAGGAGAACAAUCCACCAAAUACCUUUCUGACCCAGCUCCAAGCCACAGACCAGGACAGCGAAAGCCGUGGGGAAGUCAUCUACCUCCUUGGAGGUGACGCCCCAGGUAUCUUUGCCGUGGAUCGCGUGACAGGGGUCCUGACAGUGACAACAUCGCUAGACCGUGAGGAGAAAGAGACAUACCGGUUCAUUGUGAGAGCGGUGGAUCAGGGGACACCCAGGAGGGAGUCGAUCGCAACUGUGGUGGUGACUGUGCAAGACCGCAAUGACAACAGUCCACGCUUCAUUAAUAAAGACUUCACAUUUUUUGUGCCAGAGAACUUCCCGGGGUACGGUGAGAUCGGGGUCCUCUCUGUGACGGAUGCUGACGCUGGGGAAAAUGGUUGGGUGGCCCUUUCCAUCCUCAACGGCAGCGACAUCUUCAUGAUAGACACCGGCCGAGGGGCGCUGAGGGCCAAGACAUCACUGGACCGUGAGCAACAAGGGACAUACCAGCUGUGGAUUGAGGCCAUUGAUGGUGGGGAGCCUGCACUUUCCUGCAUUACUAUGGUGACCGUGCUGUUGUUGGAUGUAAAUGACAACCCACCUAUUGUUCUCUUCCCUCAGUCCAAUCAGUCUUACAUGUUAGUCCUACCCAAUACACUACCAGGAACAUCUAUCACAGAGGUCUACGCCGUGGAUAAAGAUACAGGCAUGAAUGCUGUGAUCGCCUACAGUAUCAUUAAGAGGAAAGGUGGUGAGCCAGGGUCAUUUGCCAUUGACCCAGAAACAGGAAAUAUCACAUUAAAGAGGGAGCUCAGCAAUCGGGGCCUCUACAGCCUUCUGGUGAAGGUCAGUGAUCAUGGCCAGCCUGAACCACUUUACUCAACAGUCAUGGUCAACUUCUUUGUCAAUGAAACAGUGAGCAACGAGAGCUACAUCCAGAGUCUGCUGACCAGAGAGGCUGACAUUGAGGUAGAGGAGAGGCCCUGGUACAUUGGACAGAUGAGAGAGGGGCCUGAGAGGUAUGAGCUGUUCCCUUGUCAGCCUGUCCUCAUUGCUCUUUCGGUUACUAGUCUGGGGCUGUUCUUCUUGGUCGUUACACUGACAUCUUACAUAUGCUGUAAGAGAUUCAAAAAGCACCGAAAGAAAAGAUCUGAAGUGGAGAUACCUUUAAAAAUGAAGAAUGACUCAAAGCAGGUUGUGAACAGAAAGCUCAGGCAAAUUUCAAACAUCUGAUAUUCAGUUGUCCCCACAUCCAAACCCCCCACUGUUUACAUAAAUGUUUACAAAAUGCACUGUGAGAAGUGUAGUUCUUACAUGAAGUUGCUUGCUCUUCUUGCUUUUGUCAUAUGAUUAUUGUUACUGCAAUAUAUUACAUGCCAUGUGUUUCUAUCUUUAAAAAGAGCACACAGUACCAUUCUCUGUUCUACUUUUUAUAAUAUCUACGAACCAUAACACUCAGAUGUGUGUCAGAAAACCAAAGUAAGGAACAAAUUAGUAUUGGCAUCAAGUAAUAAGAAUUUCAUUACAAAGUUUUAAGAGCAACACAUUAAGAUUACUCAAGCUAAGAUUCUAUGUAAAUACUGUACAAAAUGUUUUACAACUUUAUAUAAAACUUUUGCAUUAUAUGAAAAGGAUGACAGUUCAAGGCACAGCAAAUGUUUCUUCCUUAUUUUUUCAGAAGAUUUACAUCUUUUUACACUACCCUGCGCAAUUACAUGGAACAUCAGGGAAAAGUGAUUUCAGUCUAUUUAUUUACUGAAUAAAUGUUUAGCUGUAUUCAUAAAGUAACCAUACAUUUCAAAAUUCAUUGAUACAGAAAAGGUCAAUCAAAAUGUGUCACUUUAUCAAAGGCAUAGUUAACUUGUUAUAUUUAUAUUAACAAAAAAAAUCUUAACUCAAUGCCCACUUACGAGUUUCUCCAGUGCUUUCAGUUGUGUCUCACAUUCUUCUAUAAAGUGAUAUGCAUUCCAUGAUAUAUAUAUUGAUACAUGACAGAUAUUCUGUUAGAUGAGGUUGAAAGCUGCAGAAAAAGCUAGUAUGUGGACCUUGAGAAGAUUUUUCUUGUCAAAAUCUUGUAUGAUGUCUUGGAGUCAUGGUAAUAGCCAGAUGCCCUACUUACUGUGAAGGCUCACAGUAGUUACAGAUCAUGUAUGUAAAACCUUUGAACGGCAUCUCGGUACAGCAAAGAGUCACAGAUUUCCAUCAGACUGAAUAACUUAAAUUGUGUCCAAACCUCUUUGUCUUCAAAUCGCUUCAAGUUACAAACAUCACCUUCCUUUAUACGA